Messenger RNA from Quercus lobata, 633 nucleotides. RefSeq lists its product as uncharacterized. The transcript is spliced from 4 exons. Bases 1 to 633 code for a protein of 210 amino acids. Lineage: Eukaryota; Viridiplantae; Streptophyta; Magnoliopsida; Fagales; Fagaceae. The record is from RefSeq and is a predicted model, not a curated record.
AUGCUCCAUGGGGAGCAAUUGAUGGAAGAUGCAUCCUUGAGGAACCUUGGAGACGGCAAAGGCACUUACGUAGCCGACGCAUUAGAGAGGGUCCUGCUGCUUCCCACUGAUAUGGAAGAGUUGAAGAAUACGAGGAUGCAGGAGGCUAUUCAGGCCACCUAUAGGAUGGAGGAAGAAGCUAAAGGGCAGAGUAAGAUCACAGAGCUUGAGCGUAAUAAACGUAUAGAGGCUGUGCGAACCCUCAAAAAUUCCGAGGCUGACCUCGCGAAAGUCAGGGAGGACUUAAAGGAGGUAACCAGAGCCAGGGAUAGUGCUGAGGCAGACAAUGCUAAGGGUGUGGCGGAAUGGGUCAGGGAUGAAGCCGUAAGGACCAAGACAGAGGCUGAGUUUACCAAGACUGAGGCCGAAACUACCAAGGACAAGGCCGAGGAGGAGGCUUACGAUGUUUGGAAUGAGGCCCUUAAACGAGUUAGGGUGGAGGCUUCAUCCGACUUAUGGAAGGCAGAGAGCGUGUUUUACCCUGAAGCAAUCCGUGAGACCGCCUCCGUCAGUUCCGAGGCUGUGAGCAUUCCACAGAAGGCUGAGGCUGCUCAGUCAGAAGCUGCUCAGCUUAUUGUCAUUCCUGGCGAGUAG